This is a messenger RNA of Marasmius oreades (fairy-ring Marasmius), 1200 nucleotides long. RefSeq lists its product as uncharacterized. The transcript is spliced from 5 exons. NCBI's taxonomy places the organism in Eukaryota, Fungi, Basidiomycota, Agaricomycetes, Agaricales, Marasmiaceae. The coding region runs from base 1 to 1200 and encodes 399 amino acids. The record is from RefSeq and is a predicted model, not a curated record.
AUGGGGUCUGCAAAUGGAAAAAGCAAGCGCCCCUCGAGAGGCUGGGCAGUGCCAUCCUUGACGAAACGGGUGUGCCCCGUCAUCAUACAUUAUCCCAAACAACUCGCAUUUCUCGAAGAUCAGAAGUGCAUUGUCGCUGGCUCCGACUCUGGCCAUGCGGCCGUGUACAGGGUUGAGAAUGGCGAGCUGGAACAGACUCUUGCUUAUCCGAAAGGGGGGCUUGUCCAAGCAGUAGCUGGGUCUGCUGACAGCAAGUGGGAUUAUGUGGCCAUAGUAGGCACAACUGCCGGUCAGGACGCUAACGUGCUCCUGUUCCGCAAGAAGCGGAAAUCAUCUUUCACCUCAGCUGAAAUAUUUUUGACUCGGUGGAACUUGAUUUUCAUGUUAAUUGUCAUUUAUGCUGCGUACUUAUACCGCCCAACUGCCUUGAACUGGUAUUAUAAUAAAACAGAUCCCGCCUCGUCCUCUCCGUCCAAAGAAUCCCACAACUUUCCAUCCGAAUUCAUCCACACUCCACGUCCACAAAGGUUGUAUGAUAAGGCGAACGAUCUCGACUCUCCCUCACAACAUCACGAUCUGUAUGAUUCGAUGAGGGAUCUCGACUAUCUCUCUCAGCGUCACGAUCCUUAUGAAACGUUGAGAGAUCUCGAUUACUAUUCUUCGCAACCUCCCGGUCGCAACAAUCGUGAUGCGGACAGGCAUAUUUACCGCCGUCACAGUCUCAACAAUCGUGAUGCGGACAAGGAUUUUUUCCGCAGGAGUUUGGAAGAACGGGAUGAUCGUCAGUUUACCAACCCGGAGACGAAUCAGCAACGAAACUCCCGUCAGGCACGGGCUCUCCAAUCUCGUUCAGUCAAACAACAUGGCGUACCGCGGGAUUCUCUCUAUGACACUCGGCGUGAAGACACCCUUCACGGUGGAUACAGUGACCGCGUUGCCAGCGGUCGAGCCCGGGAUCCUGUGGUGAGACAAGUCAAAGUUGUCGACGAACAACGCAGAAACGCUCAUUCCUCUGACAGUGAGUCUGCUCAGAGUCAGGACCAGUUUGAAUCCAAAGGCGUGGCAAAGACUUUCUCUGGUAGCAGCGAAGGAGGUGAUUUUGUUGACGGUGAAGUGGUUCGACAUCGAGAUGCUGACCACGGGGAAGUCCACCCACAGUCCGAGAAAGAGUCGAAGCCUGAUCUAGCUGUGCCCAAAUAG